AAGUAAAUGCAUAUACAUUUAUAUAAAAUACUCCACAUAUUUACCAUAAUCAUAUUCAUGUAAAAAUACAUGAAAACCUCCAUAUUUUUUGUAUGAAGAAAUGGAAAACUAUCUUAGGAAAUGCGAGAAGAUUAGAAGAGAUAAUGAUGUGGAGGUGACGAGUUCUUUAAGCUCAUCAACAAAGAGAAGAAAAUUUGGUUCUGCUAAUUUUAGUGAUAAUUCAACUUCGCCGGCUACAUCUGUAACGUCCGUUAAUAUUCCGAUGAAUUAUUCGCUGUGCUCGAGUAAUUGUAAAGAGUCUGGUGAAGUUAUGAAGAGUAUUUUCAAAUCGUUAGAUCUGAAGCUGCAGGCCGAAGGAUUCGAAACUGACAAUUCAGCUUCUUUUAACGGCGCUUUCAGUGAAAGUUUCAAGCAAAUUGAGCAUUGUGGAAACUCGGAAGAAAUGGAGUCAUCAUCAACCACAACGAAAAAAUCCACGUCAGCCGUUAAUGCUCAUCGGAAACUGCCGUCUGCGGCGGCGAAGAUUCCACCGGAAGCGGAGAUUGAAGAGUUUUUUGCAGCAGCAGAAAAGCGCGAGGAAAAAAGAUUCGCAGAAAAGUACAAUUACGAUAUCGUGAAGGACGUGCCAUUAGAAGGACGUUACCAGUGGGUUAGUUUGAAGCCUUGAAGAAUUAAUGAAUCAAUGAAGAAAAGUUGCUGAUCAAAUUUACACGGCGAGGAAUCCAAUACUCUGAUCGUUUAAUUUUAUUUCCAUUUCUAGUUUUAGAUGAGCAUUUACUACUAUUUUACUGUUUCAGCUUAGUUUAGCUUUAUGGGUGUACAGCCAUUCGUCUUUCCAUAUUUGUGUAAAGAAGCUAUUUAUGUGAAACUCCCUUGAUUUUAGUAGUGCCAUAACUGAACCUUCUUUCUGCAAA
Molecule: messenger RNA, 914 nt
Organism: Lycium ferocissimum
Lineage: Eukaryota; Viridiplantae; Streptophyta; Magnoliopsida; Solanales; Solanaceae
Product: cyclin-dependent kinase inhibitor 7-like
Exons: 4
Coding region: 101-667 (188 amino acids)
Biological process (GO): negative regulation of cyclin-dependent protein serine/threonine kinase activity
Cellular component (GO): nucleus
Molecular function (GO): cyclin-dependent protein serine/threonine kinase inhibitor activity
Source: RefSeq, a predicted model, not a curated record